GACAACGUCUAUGAUCAACUGGUAUAGGGAAGGAAAAUAUCAUAAGGAAGCUACUUUUAGUUUUCAAUUUUUGCGCAACUUGUAUACAAUAUUUAUACUUUCUCAAGUUUCCAAAAAGGAUAGAUAUUUAUUAGGAUUGUGGAGUGUACUUAUCGUCAUUAGUCUUUUGUGUAGUUACCAGAUUAUCUUGAUUCCUGGAAAAAUAUAUCAAUAUUUGUUGGAAGGAGACAAGGAAAAUUUUGUUCGUGAAUUGUGGACUCUUCUGUUUUGGUGCAUAUUGAUAACCUGUAUUCGUAUAUCUAGAGCAGCUUGUCAAGCUGUACUGAGCAACAGAGCUAGAAAGGCUGUGACAGAAUACAUACAGUCCAUAUACUUGUCCAGCUUUUCCUUUUAUCUUCUUCAGAAUUGCAAGGACUUUCCAGAUAAUCCAGAUCAAAGAAUUGUUUCUGAUAUCGAACAACUUUUUGAGUUGUUUUAUCAGACUCUUGGUGGUCAGUUGGGUUCCAGUGGUCUAAUAGAAGCAGUACUCAAUAUACUAUGGUACUCUUUUCAGACUUUGGUUCGUUGUGGACUUGUAGGAAUUGCCAUUGCAUAUGCGUGGUCGACUUUGAUUGGCGCGGUAGAAACAUUGCUAGUCAAUGUUGUAUCACCUUGGAUAUUUCAACAAGAAGUAUUUCAAGCUUGGUUUCGCUUCCUCCAUAUUGAUUUGAGAAGAAAUGCAGAGUAUAUCUUGUUUCAAGGUGAUGGCAACUUUGAAAAGCAAAGGCUACAAGAAGCUCUGGAAUCGGUAGUCGAUAAUCGGUAUCGUAUUAUUUUCAGACAAUUGGGAUUGAAUAGUGUUCAAGUUGGUUAUGGAUACCUGACCAAUCUUAUCAUGUAUAUAACCAUAGGCAUUGUGUUAUUGCAAGGGUCAUACUGGAGCCUUGAGAAGGAUUCUGCCAAGGCAGAAUGGAUUGCGCAAACAAGUGGUAUAUUUAUAUCGUUAUUAUAUGGCUUUACGACUUUGAUUCAAAGAGGAACAAACUUAAGUAGCUUGGUACCAGUUUGUACUCGGGUAGCGCAGUUAUUGGAUAAACUGAAAACUUUGACCCAUACUUCGAUGGAGUCAUGUAUUGAAUUGCAUAGGGAUCGCAUUGAAGUAUGUGAUAUGGUAGUGAAAACUUUAGAUGAUAGAGUUUUGUUGUCAUCUUUAUCCUUCCAAGUUGCCAAAGCAGAGUCAUUGUUGAUAUGUGGACCUUCAGGUAUAGGGAAAACUUGCAUUAUUCGUUGUCUUCGUGGUUUAUGGACACCCUUAAGAGGAAGAAUUUUUCGACCUGCCUUGAGCGAAGUAUCUUAUCAUGGAAUUUACUUCCUUCCAGAAUAUCCUUAUUUGCCUCCCAAUUGUUCAUUACGUGAGCAACUUUGUUAUCCGAAAUCAAAAAACUCCCAAAAGGAAGAAGAAUUAGAAUUAUCCAGUCUCUUAAAAUAUGUAGGUCUAUCCAAUCUACAGCAUAGAACAGGUGGAUUGGAUUCUCAAACGGACUUGGCUUUGUUGCUGUCAGCUGGAGAAAAACAAAAACUUUGCUUAGCAAGGGCGCUCUAUCACAAACCAAGUUGGAUAGUAAUGGAUGAAGCUAUUUGUCAUCUUGAUACCGAGUCAAAACAAGCAAUAUAUGAAGUAUUAAAGUUCCGAGGUAUUGGAUUUAUUACAGGUAAGACACUGAAAUUGCCAAAAAAAGGAUUGGAUACUGAUGUUGAAGAAUAGUAAGUCAUGACGAGGAAUUGAAAGCCGUUCA
Messenger RNA from Galdieria sulphuraria, 1775 nucleotides. Its product is annotated as ABC transporter, ATP-binding & transmembrane domain. The record is from RefSeq and is a predicted model, not a curated record. Gene Ontology annotation, biological process: very long-chain fatty acid catabolic process; fatty acid beta-oxidation; long-chain fatty acid import into peroxisome. Gene Ontology annotation, cellular component: peroxisomal membrane. The transcript has a single exon. Bases 11 to 1744 code for a protein of 577 amino acids. Lineage: Eukaryota; Rhodophyta; Bangiophyceae; Galdieriales; Galdieriaceae. Gene Ontology annotation, molecular function: ATP binding; ABC-type transporter activity; long-chain fatty acid transmembrane transporter activity.